Messenger RNA from Cylicocyclus nassatus, 751 nucleotides. The record is from the annotation of a GenBank genome assembly. NCBI's taxonomy places the organism in Eukaryota, Metazoa, Nematoda, Chromadorea, Rhabditida, Strongylidae.
AUCCUCACUAUAUCGUUUUUGGCUUGAAAGAUAGGACAAGGCAAGAGAUAUGUUGACAAAAGUCUUGGAGGCAACUCCAAACGAUGAUGAAGUUUUGAUAGAUCUUGCUCAGUUUCUGGAAGGAGUUGAUCCGCAUCUGGACGGCGGCAGCUUCGUGAAUGGCGUGAGACUAAUGCCAGACGAAGUGAAGAGGUCGUAGAGCUAUGGGAGCAUGUUGUUAGCCGUUCACCAUCGUCUCUUGGUAAUGAAUUGUGGAUAGUUUAUGAACAGGUCUGUGUUGCUGCUUUGGACUGAGCUCGUUUGGAUCUCGCAGGUGAAUGCAUCUCAGCUUUAAAUCAUCGUUUUCCUCGAGGUAAUCGAGUACUCAGGCUGCAGGCCAUGCAUCAUGAAGCAGCUGACCAAUUUAAUACUGCGCUGGCCCUAUAUGAAAGGCUUAUCGAGGAAGAUCCAACCAACAACUCAUUUCGUAAACGGAAGGUGGCUGUUUUGUUAGCGCAAGGAAUGAGAUUGGAAGCUAUACGUGAACUCAAUGACUACCUCAAGAUAUUUCUAAAUGAUUCGGAAGCUUGGCUUCAACUUAGCGAAUUAUUCCUAGUCGAAAGCGAUUUUGCCAAAGCUGCGCAUUGCUUGGAAGAAUGUGUACUUGCUGCGCCCCUAAAUACGCUGUUACUUGCGGCGACUGGCUGACAUACGUUAUACUCAAGGAGGUCAAGAAAACAUAGAACUAGCUCGUGCUUAUUAUGAACAGGCA